Molecule: messenger RNA, 704 nt
Organism: Zymoseptoria tritici IPO323
Lineage: Eukaryota; Fungi; Ascomycota; Dothideomycetes; Mycosphaerellales; Mycosphaerellaceae
Exons: 1
Source: RefSeq, a predicted model, not a curated record
AUCUCUGCCGUGCAUGAAGCAACAUUCAAUUGUCUCUCCCGUUCCAUCAACACGAACACGAAGCGCCUCAAGUAAAGCCGCGGCACGACGUCACCUUCAAGCCAAGAAAGCGCGUUCCUGGUUUGCAACGGAAACCUUACUUACCAUUUAGUGUCGAUCGAGGCAUGCGUAUCGAAUUCCACUUCCAUCUGCACCUCCGACUUCGUUCCACUUCUUGACUUCUCGCGUCCCGCCAUGAACGUGUAGCGGUGUCUCUCGCUCGUCUGCGGCUUCAAAGACUUUUCUCUCCUUCUCUACACUUCUUACCCAUGAAGAAUUUUUCCUUUCGAAAUGCAGCGCGCAGUCCGUAACAUUCACUUUCAACGACUGGCCUGGAGCGUUGGUGGCGGCUCUUCGGUCGUCGUUGGCUACGGCCUGUGGUCGAGUCGGAGGCCUUUGCUCCUCGACAGUAGCCAGAAUGAUCUCCAAACUCGGUCACGGUCCGAUAAAAGCUCUAUUGCGUCUACCAUAUCAGGCUAUUUUAGAUCGACACCGGACCCUUCAGAUCAAGAUGGGAAGAAGAACGUGAAAGAUCCCAGCGGAAGUUCGACCCAAGCGCCGCCACGCCAGACCAAAGGUCACAAAUCUCCGGAGGAACAACUACUUGACUUAAGCGAUGACAACGGACUCUCGACAUGGCAGAAGGCGACUGGAAAGUCCUCCGC